Knipowitschia caucasica is the source of this 831-nucleotide messenger RNA. NCBI's taxonomy places the organism in Eukaryota, Metazoa, Chordata, Actinopteri, Gobiiformes, Gobiidae. The record is from the annotation of a GenBank genome assembly.
AUGCAGGUCACGCACAUUCGGAUCGGCUUUGUCACGCUGCUGCUGCUCGGCCUUUGUCAGUCUGGAAACCAGCUCGGAACAACCCCGAACAUUAAAGAUAUCGUGAUCGGACGUUGUUAUAAUUAUAUAACGCUCGUGAACCCUGGAGUACGGUAUGACUGUGAAGACAUCUGGAGGCACUUCGAGGCCGUCGUUCUCCGGCAGCCGUCGUGUAACGUGACCGUGGACGACUAUCGGACGCUGUUCCGGUUGAUGACGCAGACCUGGCCAUGCGGCACGGGUCUGUUCUGGAGUAAAACCAGGUCCCUGAUGCACAGCUACGCCGCUGUCUUGCCGCACUUGUGGACGCUGGAGGACACUCUGGUGGGAUACGUCUUUAACAACCUGGUGUGGUGCAGGCGAGACCAGGACAGCGAGUUUGACUUUGGGUCGUGUCCAGAGUGGUCGUCCUGCAGCAACCAUCCGGUCUCCUCUCUGUGGAGACAGGCCUCACAGACUUUUGCAGAAGCAGCUUGUGGCAACAUCACCGUCCUCCUGAACGGGUCCAUCGCUGACGCCUUCAACAGAACCAGUAUGUUCGGAAGUGUUGAACUCGACAGCCUCAACCCACAGAGCGUCCAGUACGUCAACAUCCACGUGGUGACCAGUCUGACCGGACCUCACAUAGAAUCUUGCGGCAGAGGAUCCGUGGUGGACCUGGUUCACAGGCUCCAGACCCGGGGCUUCCGCUGGACCUGCACAGACAAUGACCAAACGCUGAUCUUGCUUCAGUGCAUCCAGAACCAGGCUUCCUGCAGUCUGACAAACCUGAAAAGCCCGUUUCUACUCUAA